AUGGCAGUUAUGAAUCCGAAUCAUUACAUUGGUUAUAUAAACAAAGUUUAUACAAUGUAUUAUAUUUAUUGUGUUUCUCUAAUUAUAUGUCUGAUAAUUGCUGUAAGAAUAUAUUCUAUGACAUCUUCUACACAUAAAACAAAAGAAAAGAAUCUAGUUCGCAAUAGCUCUGCUAAAACAAUGAUAAUAUUAGGGUCUGGUGGACAUACUGCAGAAAUGAUAAAAAUUCUUAAAUAUUUAAAUUUCAAAAAUUAUUCACCAAGAGUAUAUGUACAUGCUGACACCGAUUUAAUGAGUACAGAGUUAAUUAAAAAUCUAGAAAAAGAUAAUACAGACUAUAAGAUAUUAUUGUGUAUUAUAGCAUUUUUAUUUAAAGUAUUUUUUAUUACACAGACUACAAUAAUAUUUGUUGAAAGCUUUUGUAGAGUUACAACAUUAUCAUUAACUGGAAAAAUAUUGUAUUAUAUAGCUGAUUAUCAAAUAGUACAGUGGCCAUAUGUGCACAAACAAUAAAAUAACAUACAAAUAAUAAAAUAUUUUACUUUUAUAUGA
Molecule: messenger RNA, 552 nt
Organism: Habropoda laboriosa
Lineage: Eukaryota; Metazoa; Arthropoda; Insecta; Hymenoptera; Apidae
Gene: Alg14
Product: UDP-N-acetylglucosamine transferase subunit ALG14 homolog
Exons: 3
Biological process (GO): dolichol-linked oligosaccharide biosynthetic process
Cellular component (GO): UDP-N-acetylglucosamine transferase complex
Source: RefSeq, a predicted model, not a curated record